UGUCGCGAGUCGGCCGGGUGUCUGGUGGUCGCUACUGCCGAAAUCCGCGAUAGCACGCGUUCACGACUACAUUGGUGGCUACUGUGUGUGUGUGUGUGCAUUCACGUACGCGUGAGAGGGUUGUGCGUAUGCGCGUGCGGUCACCGGUGUAUAGACGCGAACACAACAGUAACGUACCGGAGGUGCACGCCGCAGCGCGUGAACGGACGCGACUUCCGCUAGUAUACACACGUAAAAACAAAUGAGGAAAGAAAUUAAAAAAUUCAAAUAAUAUUAUAAACGGGGAAUAAAAAAUAGAUAAAUAAAAGUGCACGUGUAAAUCGAGUCGAUUUCCGCGGUGGUGGUUCGUCGUCUCGGCUGUACUGCCGAAAUAGAAAAUAAUAAGCGGCUAUUUCGCCGUCUGGUCUCGGUGGCUGGGUGAUACGACGGCAACGGCCGUGCACACGCCGCUCUGACAUUUCGGUGUGCCGGCGACGAUCUGAGACGACGACGACAGUACAAUAGUGGCGACUGCGACGGCGUGUAAGGCGACGCGUGAGUAUGCUAUUUAUACGAGAACAACUGGACCGGCGGCGCUGCCGGUGAUACUGUCAUUCCACCGCACAGCAUGGCCUCGGUCGCCGCUUGGCUGCCGUUCGCCCGGGCGGCGGCCAUCGGUUGGGUGCCGAUCGCCACGCACCCACUGCCGCCGCCGCCGGUGCCCAAAGACCGGCGGAGAAUUGACGACGAGAAGCUACUGAUCAACGUCUCGGGGCGCCGGUUCGAGACAUGGCGGAACACGGUGGAAAAGUACCCGGACACGUUGCUGGGGUCCAACGAGCGGGAGUUCUUCUACGACGAGGACUGCAAGGAGUACUUUUUCGACCGGGACCCGGACAUAUUCCGGCACAUACUCAACUACUACCGCACCGGUAAGCUGCACUACCCGAAGCACGAGUGCCUGACCAGCUACGACGAGGAGCUGGCGUUCUUCGGCAUACUGCCGGACGUCAUCGGCGACUGCUGUUACGAGGACUACCGGGACCGGAAGCGCGAGAACGCCGAGCGGCUGAUGGACGACAAGCUGUCGGAGAGCGGCGACCAGAACCUGCCGCAGCUCACCAACAUCCGGCAGAAGAUGUGGCGGGCGUUCGGCAACCCGCACACGUCCACCGCGGCGCUCGUCUUCUACUACGUCACCGGUUUCUUCAUCGCCGUGUCCGUCAUGGCCAACGUGGUGGAGACGGUGCCGUGCGGCCACCGGCCCGGCCGCGUGGGCACGCUGCCGUGCGGCGAACGCUACAAGAUCGUGUUCUUCUGCCUGGACACGGCGUGCGUGAUGAUCUUCACCACCGAGUAUCUGUUGCGGCUGUUCGCCGCCCCGGACCGGUGCAAGUUCAUGCGCAGCGUCAUGAGCAUCAUCGACGUGGUGGCCAUCCUGCCGUACUACAUCGGCCUGGGCAUCACCGACAACGACGACGUGUCCGGCGCCUUCGUCACGCUCCGCGUGUUCAGGGUGUUCCGGAUAUUCAAGUUCUCCCGGCACUCGCAGGGACUCCGCAUACUCGGCUACACGCUCAAGUCGUGCGCCUCCGAACUCGGGUUCUUGGUGUUCUCCCUGGCCAUGGCCAUCAUCAUAUUCGCCACGGUAAUGUUUUACGCCGAAAAGAAUGUGGACGGCACGAACUUCACGUCCAUACCGGCCGCCUUUUGGUACACCAUCGUCACCAUGACCACGUUGGGGUAUGGUGACAUGGUACCAGAAACAAUAGCCGGAAAAAUUGUUGGUGGCGUAUGUUCACUAAGUGGAGUGCUUGUUAUUGCACUGCCUGUACCAGUAAUCGUGUCUAAUUUCAGUCGCAUCUACCAUCAAAAUCAGCGAGCAGAUAAAAGAAAAGCUCAAAGAAAAGCACGGCUAGCUAGGAUAAGGAUAGCAAAGGCUUCUUCAGGUGCCGCAUUUGUAAGCAAAAAAAAAGCGGCUGAAGCCAGGAUGGCGGCUCAAGAAUCCGGGCUAGAACUUGAUGAAAAUUACAGAGAAGAAGACAUAUUUGAACUGCAGCAUCAUCAUUUACUUCGAUGUUUGGAAAAAACGACUGAUAGAGAGUUUGUGGAGCUCGAAGUGCCAUAUAAUGGUCAAUCAAAAAGGCCAUGCUCACCGUCUCCCCUACUGAGCCCUAGCCAUUCGGCAUUAAGCAGGGUGAACUUCUUAAGCUCAUGCUGUACAAGAUGCUGUAAUCAACGGUAUCAGAAGCACAAGCGAGAGAGUUCGCCGGACUCGAUAGGCGAACCCAUCAACGAAGAGGAGCUGAUCGAGGUGCAGAUGAAGCAGCGUCCCGCGUCCGCGGCGCCCGGCGGCGGCAAGUCCAGCAACUCACUGGACUACAACAGCUGCGAAAUGCCGUCCGCGUCCGCGGGCCACAAGUCGUCGGCCGCCGGUUCGCCGUCCUCGGCGUCCGCUUCGGCGGCCGCGACCACGGCGGUGGCCGGAAGCAGCGGCGGCGGCGGUGGCGUCGGCGCCGGAGCGGCGGGCGGAUCCACUUCCGUGGUGUCCGUGCAGGGCUGCAACAACCCCAACUCGAGCACGUCGUCCGUCGUCGUCAACCUGCCCGCGUCCUAUCCAAACUCGGAAAUGGACUACGGGUCGGCCUCGUACCCGCCGUCCCCGUCGCUGUCCUCCAACAACGACAAGCCGCAAGUGCGCAUCACGUUCCUCUAACCGCCGUCCGACUCCGAACCACGUUGUAAUGUUAUUAUGAUAUUUUUUUUAUUUUUUUUUUUUUGUUACACAUUAACCGUUCCGUUUCCGUUUUUGCAGUUGCGCGCGUCGUUUCCCGCGGUUUGUCCGUCGUCGCGCACACUAAUGAAAUUGUUCCGUCAUUGCACUGCGCCGUGUACGGUCGCAGUACAUUAAUUCACGGCGACGUAAUAACAAUAUUAAUAUUAUGAUAAUCGUCAUUCGUUAAAAUCGUUGUCGAUGUUGUUUUUAUGGUCGUUGUGAUCGUUGUUACCGCCAUAUUAUAUGUAAUAUGUGUGUACAUACUUACCUGGCUAACCCUUAGUGUAUUAUUAUAGGCGCGUGCGUCCCCCAAGUCAUUAGUCCGACCUGCAGUCCCGUCGAGGGUGUACGCGUGUAAACGUCAUAAACUGCAAUUUUGGUGUACUUAUAUGAUAAUAAUAAUAUGUCCUUAAAAUAUGUACCUCCAACCCCGUCGACUCCACCUCCACCGCCGCGAUAAUAACUACGUUACUCGUCGUUUUAAGGUAUAGACACUGUUCAGAGUGUUCAUACGUUUGUACAGGCAUGAUUGUGGACAAGGCGUCCGAUCACAUCGUGUGUCCAGCGCGCCGAUGGUCGUAUACGAUUCCGUUUGAAAUCCAAAAACAGUAUGCCGUAUUAAGAGGACGCUAUACCCGCGAGACCUGUUGUCGCCGUCGCACAAACAUAUAUGUAAUAAUUAAUAAUGUAUGACAAGGCGAAUUCGGAUCGAGUAGAACAGAUUUUCUGUUGUUUGCGUCAAUGCGUUGGAGUGAAUCGAAUUAAAUUUUCAAACAUCAGCUCGAGCACGGAGAACAGUAUUCUUGCCUUUGAUGUUGAUAACAGAUCUGUUCGCAUUAAUAUCAAAGCUAGAACAAUACACGACUGGAGACAACAUAUUCGGGUGUGGCGUCCUCGUAACAAUUUUCCAAGCACACACAAACGCUCGCGUAUUGUACAAUACCUACGUUAUUACGAUGAUCUGCAAGACGACGACUAUGAUGAUGAUAAGACGCCUUGGCUUAUGCGUAGGUAUAUGAUUCGAAUUUUAAAUAUUUUUUUUUUUUUAAAACACGGGCUUUACAUUUAAUCUGUUUUACUUCCUGUAUAAUGAUCGAAGUAUAAUAAUUUAUGCUAAUAUUACUUUAUUAAGAAAAACAAACUUUGUGACACUGUCGCCUUUUUUGUGUACCUAGUGACUAACUACCUGUAGCUACCUACGCUCGUCAUAAAUUCUAUCCAGUCAACAUUCAACACCCACACACACACGAACAACGGUUUGUCGCGUAAAGUCGUUCAUUCCGCCACCAGACCAAACCCGCUACCCUAUUCUCCCUCUCGCCUCUACUCUAUUGAGUGUUUUGCCUACUGACUAUGCAUACCGUCCUUUCUGCGUAUAUAAACAGUGAUUAUAAUAAUAAGGCUUGUGCGCGAACCGAAUAAUGAACACGUCUAACACGUAUGAUAUAUACAAUUAUUAUUUGUACGCAAAGAAAUACAGUGUGCCGUGUGGUAUCUAGUCGAACUUAGUCCCGGUCACAUCAACAGUUUCUAUUCGUUCUGCGUACAUGCAAUUUUAAUCGAGCAAAGUCCGAGUGGUGUGUGCACUAAUAAAGCGGGGUUUGAAAUAAUAAUGCGUUGAGUAACAGCUGAAACCCGUUGACGGACUACUCCGCGUCAUUACAUAUUUAAUCGUUAUUAGGGUCUAUUCGAAAACAUAUACCGAACUACUAAUUACUAAAUUACUACAAACAAUCUUUUCAUACAUUAAUCGGGAAAAAUCAAUGAUUUCAUUUUCAUAUUUAAACUAAUGACCGAAACGCUAAUAGCAAUGAUUCUUGUUCAAAAUUAUAAAACAAAAACUAUUAAAAUGUAUUUAAACAACGCACACUCAUCAUAUCUCCAGCUCAAUAUUUUUCUGCCGUAUUAUUAUUUAAUACUGUUAUUUAACCUGUAGAUAAUAUAAACUAAUCAGUAUAGGUACCUACAACGUAUCGCAAUAUCCCAUUCCCUUCUCGUAGGAUUAUUUUGUGAAAAAAUGUGAAAACAAAAAUUCAAUUUAAAAAGUAACAAUAACAGAAUAGGUUAUUGGUUCAAAAAAAAAAUUCAAAUUUGUUGACUCAAACACAUCUUUUCAUAUUUUUCAGUAACAUAACUCAAAGUAUUAAAAAACAAUUUUAUUUCUGUCAGUUUCAGACUCUACGCCUCGACAAUGUAAUAGCAAUAUAAUAUCAGGACGAUUUGAUUUGUCUUUCCAUUCCACCAUUAAAAUCAGCCUUCGCACUCCUUAUUGCGAUAUAAGUCUUGUAGAUAGAUGCUCUUACCAUAGGUUAAAUUCUCAUUAACACAUCAUAUAUAUAUAUAUAAUAUAUAUUGAAAAGGUGUGGACAUAUUUUACUGUUGUUGUGUAACAUAUAAUAGAUAUAUAAGCAAAGGUAUAAGAUUCACAGAUUCGCAAUUAAAUAAGCAUGAUGAUAAACCAACUAAAUCCGCAUUAUAAUAAUACCAUAUGCAACAAUGUAAGAUGUAAAUAAUAAUAAUUUUCUGUUAAGUAUAAUUUAAAAAGCUAGUUUCUAAGUUACGGUGGGUUAUUUCAGAGGCGACCAGCGAAUGUUAAAUAUUAUACACCUAAUGACGGUACCUAAACGUCUGAGAUUAAUUUUCAAAGAACCUAAAUUUAUUAACGAUUAAGAAUUAUCUAGAUAAUACGUAAACUUUGGAAACUGUUUUUAUUAAUAUGUUACAUUUAAUCGUAGGUCUAUUGUUAUGUGGUUCUAAAUCGAUGUUUUUCAAAAAAGCACAUUAUUAAAAUUAAUUAAUAGAUACUUCUAAAGUUUUUUGUAGCUUAUGAUUGAUUUCUUUAAAUUUUAAAAAUGUUUUCAACUACAAUAUAUUAUU
This is a messenger RNA of Melanaphis sacchari, 5632 nucleotides long. It is a transcript of the gene Shal, whose product is annotated as potassium voltage-gated channel protein Shal. Gene Ontology annotation, cellular component: voltage-gated potassium channel complex; membrane. Gene Ontology annotation, molecular function: protein binding; A-type (transient outward) potassium channel activity. The transcript has 5 exons. The record is from RefSeq and is a predicted model, not a curated record. NCBI's taxonomy places the organism in Eukaryota, Metazoa, Arthropoda, Insecta, Hemiptera, Aphididae. Gene Ontology annotation, biological process: protein homooligomerization; potassium ion transmembrane transport. Bases 608 to 2695 code for a protein of 695 amino acids.